Molecule: messenger RNA, 393 nt
Organism: Rotaria sordida
Lineage: Eukaryota; Metazoa; Rotifera; Eurotatoria; Philodinida; Philodinidae
Source: the annotation of a GenBank genome assembly
AUGACUAAUAACGAUACAGUUCAUCAACUGGCAGAACAAAUUGGAAACAUAUAUGUUACCAAUCAACAACAAUUAAAUGAACAACUUAAACAAAAACUCGACAAUUUGAAAGAAGAAUAUAUAGAAAAAGAAAUUGAACGUCUUGAAAACGAAGCCAAACAAAAAGAAGAUGAAGCUAAACAAAAAAAAGAUGAAGCUAAACAAAAAGAAGAUGAAGCUAAACAAAAAAAAGAUGAAGCACAUGAAGCUCGAGAAAAAAUUAAAAUUCUUCGUCAGUCAUUGAAACGACCACUUUCACAUGAUUUAGAAUUAGCAGCAGAUGAUAAUCAAUCAUCAUCCUUAAUUAUACAUGAAGCUCUAAUCAAGAUCGGAAUAAUAGCACCAACAGAAUAA